Molecule: messenger RNA, 897 nt
Organism: Pocillopora verrucosa
Lineage: Eukaryota; Metazoa; Cnidaria; Anthozoa; Scleractinia; Pocilloporidae
Product: protein SPMIP2
Source: RefSeq, a predicted model, not a curated record
CAUUCAGAAACAAUCACAAAAUGGUAGAAAAGGCAAGCGUCCUGUCUUGGAGAGGUUCCGACAAAUACUACAACCCAUACAUUGGCCGUGGAGAGGUACUUUUUACAGGUCCUGAUGGCAUCAGGGAUCACGAUACAGCAGUCCUCGAUCCCAAUACUUAUGUGGGAAUUGGAACAAUGUCUCCUGAGGGGUCUAGUGAUCUGAACUAUUUAUGGAGACCAUCCAAGGGCUGUGCUUUUCCUCUGCCCAAGUCUGCCAAGGUUGGAGAAAUUGGGUGGGGUCUUCAGUUUUACAAAGACCGUCGGCAUUUGAGGAGUGGUCACCAAAUCAAGCAUGGUGAAUUUAGACAAGCUACAGAGGACAGACAUACUCAUCUUUAUCAAAAUCCUUGGUAUGCAGGACCAAAUGAUGAACAACCAGAUGAAGCUGGUCAAGAUUACCAGGUUCCAAUGUGCAGUCGAAGUGAACGACACAGGACAUCUUCAAGCAGAUCUAAUUCAAGGUCCUUCAGGUCCCAUACACCAACUCCUCAAAGAGUCCCACUCUCUGAGGCCCUGAGACAAACAACACCUAGGCCUCAUACAGCAGGUCCUAGAAGUAAACCUUGGUCUGGUGCUUGGUCCAGUUCCACAUCACUUCAAAGCCGCAGGGCAGACCAAGAUCUUUAACAACAGCAAAAAAAAAGAAGGAAAAGAAAAGAAAAAGAAGGAAAACCUGUUGGGAUGUACAGAAAUAUAGGCAUCCAAGGCAAUAGUGUGACUAGUUUUGAGUGUUCCAUUUCCCUUUUCUGUGACAAUUUUUGUAUAUUCCUGGGCUAUGUUGUGAUAUUAACAUACAAACAAAAGAAGUUCAACAACAAAAAAUGAUUUCACAAUUUGAAAUGAAGAUUUUGACAUG